This is a messenger RNA of Bombus pyrosoma, 2577 nucleotides long. Its product is annotated as piggyBac transposable element-derived protein 4-like. The record is from RefSeq and is a predicted model, not a curated record. Lineage: Eukaryota; Metazoa; Arthropoda; Insecta; Hymenoptera; Apidae. The transcript has a single exon. Bases 1425 to 2483 code for a protein of 352 amino acids.
UAUACAUAUGUGACUCAUUUUUAUUUAUAACAUUGGAACAAAAAUUACUACUGAUCAUAUUUAGAUGAAUUUAUCCCCCAAAUUUGGCAUGAAGAGAUCAUCUAUUAGUAGAGAGAUGAAAUUUUCUUUAUACAUAUUUUUCAUAACUUGUGAGAGAUAUAUUAUAAAAAUUUGUAAAAUAUUUAUUUACAAAUUGUUUAUAAUUAAUCAUAAAAUUUAAAUAUGAGAUAAGAAAUAUUUACAUGUCUUCUAUAAUAUUCGGAUUCUCUUUUAGCUACUAUUUAUUUUUGUAAAGUUAAGCAUGGAUUAAAAAGUAUUUUUAUUGCUGCAAUAAAAUAUACUUGUGUUAUAACAUGUCCGUAUUUACUGAAUAAUGCAUGAAAUAUGGUAGCAUAAUUAAAAUAAUGAGUUGUAAUAGAAUGAUUGUAUAAGAUUUACUUUACUUAUAGGUAGCUUAAGUAAGUUAUUUAUAUUGUACAUGUAAAUAUAUAUUUAUAUAUUUUGAACAUUAGUCUUGGCAUUUAAUAUGGUAGUAAAUUCUAUAAAUAAUAUCGUCAUUUUUUUUUAGAAUUACUUGCACAGAAAGCUUUAAAUAGAUUUAAAAAUAUAAUGUAGAAAGAAAAAUAUAAAUGCAUUAAUUAUACAUUGAGCAAAUCUAAUUAGAAUAGGCACUAUAAGACAAGGUUUGAUAUAUUGUCUAAAAAUUAGUUUAAAUUCUUAUAUCUAUUUUAGAGAUAGAGAUGAAAGAAAUGAUAUUAGUGAUUUUAAUAUUCUUGGUACUGUAUAUUUCUUUUAUUUUUCUGUAACUACAGUUUAAAGAAUUUUUAUAAUAAUUCUAUUAGUAAAUUAGUAAUUAAAAUAUAGAGUACAAUUGAAUAAUUGGCCUCUUUGGUACGAGCGUCGACUAUAGUCAACAGUCACUGAAUGUAUUCCUAGGGUCGACCUUCGGCUAAAGUCAAUAAUCACCGAAAGCAUAUAUAUAUAUACAGCCUACUAUCAUCUUUAGUUAAUUAUUGUAUAAAUUCUCGGUUUAGAUAAGUACCUAUUACAGUUGGGCGGAAUAUGAAUGCUACAUAAUAUAACUACUUGUCGUUAUUGCUUGCAAGUUUAAUUGUUCAGACUUUACUUCGAAUUGUAAAUAAUUUGUAGACAAUGUACACAAUGUAUUCUGAUUCCUCAAGCAAAAACGACAUCGUUUCCUGGCACAGCAGUGAAAAUUUCGAACGGGAAGGAGUUUUUAUUUCGUCUGAUUCAGAAGCAAAAAUAACCAAAGAAAAGAGCCAUAGUUCAAAUAUAAAGUGGUUGCAUGCGAAUUUAAAACCUCAUAUACAUACAUUCGACGAUAGAGAUUCUGGAAUUAUAACAGAGAAUAUUACCUAAUCUCAAAUCAUAAUUAUUUCCGAAUAUUUUUUUCCAAGGAUUUGAUGACACAUAUAACGAAUACAACGAACAAUUUUUAUCGAUAUACAAUCGAACAAUUUGAUAACAUUCCUUCCUCACUGAAAAAGUGGCAUAAUACUACGAUAAACGAGUUAUAUCGUUUCAUAGCUUUGACGCUGACAAUGUCGCGCUUAAAAAAAUUAUCAUGCAAUGAAUAUUGGAGUACCAAUGAAAUUAUUAGAACAGAUGUCUUUGGUAAACAUAUGACACGGGAUAGAUAUCUCGCAUUACAAAAGAUGCUUCAUUUUAGCGACAAAAGAUUAGAGACGUCUAGAAACCUACUAACAAAAAUUCGUGAACCUUGUAACAAAUUGCGCGAAACAUUCAAAAAAUCAUUUUGUCCCUUCAAGGACUUACGUAUUGAUGAGAGCCAUAUGCUUUACAAAAGACGAUUGUCAUUUAAACAAUACAAACCUGAGAGGAGUAGGUUUGGAAUAAAAACGUUUGUGUUGUGCGAUUGUAAGACAGGAUAUGUUUUAGAUUUUAUUGUUUAUACCGGCGCUAUUUCAGGCAACAUUGUGGUAAACUUGCUACAACAGUAUUCAGGAAAGGGUCAUCAAUUGUUUGUCGAUAAUUGGUUCUCAAGCCCCGCACUAUUCAAGUUUUUGCACAAUUGUACUAUAAACUCAUGCGGAACAGUAAGAAAACGAUGCGAAGAUAUGCCGAAAAUGGAUGAAAAAUUAAAAAGUGGAAAAUUAAGUUUUCGGUCAUCGGGUAAUUUGCUUGCACUAAAAUGGCAGAGCAAACACGAAGUUUGGAUGCUAUCCACAAGUCAUUCAGCGGAAUAUCGAAGCUCUAGAAAGAUAAAUUAUUGUAUACAGAAGCCUACGUGUAUAUUAGAUUACAAUAAAUCAAUGGAAAUUGUUAAUGAAACUAACCGUAUAAUUAGCACGGUUGCAUGCACCAGGAAAACCUUACAAUGGGACAAAAGAUUAUUUUUUCAUUUAUUGGAUCUUUCGGUGUGGAAUUCGUAUUGUUUAUAUAAAUUCAAGACCAAAAAAGUCCUAUCAAUGUCCGAAUUUCAUUUAGCAUUAAUUACGUAACUUUUACAAACAUAUUCCCGAUCAACGGAGACAGUAUCUUUUAUUAGAUCCGAAGGUUCUUUACGUCUUACAGAAAGACAUUUUCCAAUUUUCU